AGAGCGAGGGCAACGCCUCAAAGCACCGGGAAUCUCUCGCCAUCGCCCUGUCUCUUUUUUUUCCCCUCCUCUUUUCCUCCCGAGCAAGCUCGUUCUUUCACUCUCGUGUGGUGUUCGCCGCUGACUGGAAGGCAGCGUUUCCUUUCAUGGAGGCGACGUUGUCACCUCAGUGGACUGUAGAGUCAUCUUUGUUCAUUCAAGGAGUGGAGAAAUAGGUUGGUGGGCCUUUUUUUUUUUGUUUUUUUUGUUUUUUUGUUUUUUUUUUGCCCCGAGAAGCGGGGAUGCCUUCCUAGCAUUUCGGGUGCUAUGUCGCCUCUUGAACUCUGACAUCGCCUACGGAAGCCCGGACGUUCUAAACAGUGGGGGGUUGCUUUAUUCACCGACAUGGACAUCAACCUGCAGUCGCACCGCUUCUACUUCCCGCAGAUCUACUGCGCCGAGCCGGGGGUACAGCAGCAGCAGCUAAACGAGUUCAAAGUCAGCGAGCAGAGCAUCUGCCAGGCGAGGGCGUCGGUCAUGGUCUACGACGACACCAGCAAGAAGUGGGUGCCCAUCAAGCCGGGCCAGCAGGGCUUCAGCCGCAUCAACAUCUACCACAACACGCCCAGCAACACCUUCAGGGUGGUGGGCGUCAAGCUGCAGGAUCAGCAGGUGGUCAUCAACUACUCCAUCGUGAAGGGGCUGAAGUACAACCAGGCCACGCCGACCUUUCACCAGUGGCGGGACGCCCGGCAGGUCUACGGCCUCAACUUCGCCAGCAAGGAGGAGGCCACCACCUUCUCCAACGCCAUGCUCUUCGCCCUCAACGUGCUCAGCGCCCAGGACGGAGGUCCAGCUGUGCAGCGCCAAGUCCAAAAUGGACCAGGUUCGGAAGAGAUGGAAGCCCAGAGAUCAAGGCAGAUGAUGGAGCAGCAGCAGAUGCAGGCCCACAUGGAGCGGGAGCGACGCUCCUCCAACUCAGGUUCUCCUUUCCAAGGCCACCCCGCCGUGCUCUCGGUGGCGCCACCGGUCGUACCUCCCCCUGCGUGCACGGCUGCGGGACCUCCGCCGCCACCCCCGGGACCGCCGCCACCCUCCGCCGGGGCCCCGCCGCCGCCGCCUCUGCCUCCCCCGCUGCCCAGCCACGGGGAGGAGCCGCCAGCCCAGACGGGGCUCGCCGCCAUGAUCGCCGGUGCCAAGCUGCGGCGCGUGCAAAGACCGGCCCAUCCGUUUGUUUUAACAAUAACGCUGCAUUCUCGCCAGCCGGAGGAGAGCUCGUCCAGUGCGUCCAGCGUCAAAAGCAACGACGUCAACCGGACGAGCGGCGGCAGCGGAGGACUGAUGGAGGAGAUGAACGCGCUUUUGGCCCGAAGAAGAAAAGCAGCGUCAGAGAAGCCAGAGGACAACCAAAGUGAUGACAUCAAUUCUUCGUCGCCCAGCACCAGAGGGGGUCAGAACGCCACAGACGCUGUAAAAAAGCCAUGGGACAGAGCCAACUCUGCAGAUAGGGCCGUGGCUUCAAGGGUACGGCCUGCGGGGAGCGGCAACGACGCAGACUCGAUAGACAUGGAUAGAAUGAAACAGGAAAUCUUGGAAGAAGUAUUCCGUGAGUUGCACAAAGUGAAGGAAGAAAUUAUUGAUGCCAUUAGACACGAACUCAGUCGAGUGAGCACGACAUAAUGUCGCCUAUCCGAGGAGGAGGAGUCGGGCCCAAACUGUGACGUCCACAGUGAUGUCGAGGCGCCGCCGUAGCCGCCACGUUUUUUUGCGGUGUGCAUUGACUUGAGGGAAGGCGCUGUGUGUGUGUGUGUGUGUGUGUGUGUGUGUGUGUGUGUGUGUGUGUGUGAGUGUGUGAGUGUGCGCGUGUGUGUGUGAGUGUGUGCGUGUGAAGAAACUGUCAGUUCUUUAUAUUUGUCUUUGUUUGCCCCUCUGUCUUUGGCCUGAAAACAAGAAAAUUCAAUAUAUUCAAAUAGUUUUAUUGUGUCCAGGUGUUCACUAAACACUUUUAAAAAA
Molecule: messenger RNA, 1992 nt
Organism: Phycodurus eques (leafy seadragon)
Lineage: Eukaryota; Metazoa; Chordata; Actinopteri; Syngnathiformes; Syngnathidae
Gene: evlb
Product: Enah/Vasp-like b
Exons: 13
Coding region: 385-1659 (424 amino acids)
Biological process (GO): protein homotetramerization; actin polymerization or depolymerization; positive regulation of actin filament polymerization
Cellular component (GO): cytoskeleton
Molecular function (GO): SH3 domain binding; actin binding; profilin binding
Source: RefSeq, a predicted model, not a curated record